Oryza brachyantha (malo sina) is the source of this 2522-nucleotide messenger RNA. RefSeq names its product patellin-3-like. The transcript is spliced from 4 exons. The coding region runs from base 309 to 2126 and encodes 605 amino acids. Lineage: Eukaryota; Viridiplantae; Streptophyta; Magnoliopsida; Poales; Poaceae. Gene Ontology annotation, molecular function: lipid binding. The record is from RefSeq and is a predicted model, not a curated record.
GCCACCUAUUCGUUCCGCUACCUCGCCUCGCUUCUCUUCCACUUCCAGCUAGCAAAGCAGCUCACCCGCAACGCAACGCACCAAAGCUGGCCUCGCGCUCGCGCUCGCACUGACAGCCUUGCCUUGCUCGCCCUCCUCCUCCUCCCCUAUAUCUCUUCUCCCUCCUCCGCCGCCGCCUCCUCCCCCUCAAUCCCCACCACCUCCUCUCAACUAAUCCCACCCCGGCAUCCCGUGCUCUCUCCUCCUCGUAGCACGUUCACGCGCGGCCGGGCUUGGGAGCACGUAUCUUUCUUGAUCUUGGAGAGGAGAUGGCGGAGGAGCCGCAGCCUGAGGCCGCCGCGGCGACCGAGGUGGCCGUGACCGAGAAGGCGCCGGCUGAGGCGGUGGCGGAGAAGAAGGCGGAGGAGGCGACUCCUGCGGUGGAGGCUGAGGCGCAGGAGGAGAAGAAGGAUGAGGAGGAGGUGGCGGCGGCGGCGGCCGGUGAUGACGGGGGUGCCAUAGAGGGGACUGGUUCGUUCAAGGAGGAGAGUAACCUGGUGGCUGAUCUCCCCGACCCGGAGAAGAAGGCGCUUGAUGAGUUUAAGCAGCUGAUCGCCGCCGCCCUCGCCGCCGGUGAGUUCAACCUGCCUCCCCCUCCGCCGCCACCGAAGGCCAAGGCUGAAGCCGCCGCCGAGGAGACCAAGACGGAGGAGGCCAAGGCCGAGGAGCCGGCCAAGGCUGAGGAGCCGGCCAAGGAGGAGCCCAAGGCCGAGGUGGCGGCGGCCACGGCGGAGGCAACAACCGAGGAGCCAAAGGCCGAGGCGUCGUCCGAAGAGCCCAAGGCUGAGGCGGCGUCCGACGAGCCCAAGGCCGAGGAACCGGUCAAGGAGGAGCCCAAGGCUGAGGCGGCGCCGGCGGCGGUUGAAGAAGCCAAGCCGGCCGAGCAGGAGCCGGAGGAGAAGACGGUUGUGGUCACCGAGGAGGCGGCCACCAAGACGGUUGAGGCGAUCGAGGAAACCGUCGUGCCCGCUGCCGCGCCUGCGGCCUCCGCCUCAGAGGAAGCGGCCGCGCCGGCGCCGGAGCCAGAGGCACAGGCCGCGGUGCCUGAGCCCGUAUUGAUCUGGGGUGUGCCGCUGGUAGGCGACGAUGAGCGUACCGACACGGUGCUGCUCAAGUUCCUGCGCGCGCGCGAGUUCAAGGUGAAGGAAGCCAUGGCGAUGCUCAAGUCGGCCGUGCUGUGGCGCAAGCGCUUCGGCAUCGAGUCGCUCCUCGACGCCGACCUCGGCCUACCGGAACUUGACAACGUGGUGUUCUACCGUGGCGCCGACCGCGAGGGCCACCCCGUGUGCUACAACGUCUACGGCGAGUUCCAGGACAAGGACAUGUACGAGAAGGCGUUCGGCGACGAGGAGAAGCGGGAGCGCUUCCUCAAAUGGCGCAUCCAGCUUCUGGAGCGCGGCAUCCUGUCGCAGCUGGACUUCUCACCGAGCGGCAUCUGCUCCAUGGUUCAGGUUACAGACCUCAAGAACUCGCCACCUAUGCUCGGCAAGCACCGCGCCGUCACCCGCCAGGCCGUAGCGCUGCUCCAGGACAACUACCCCGAGUUUAUCGCCAAGAAGGUGUUCAUCAAUGUGCCAUGGUGGUAUCUCGCUGCCAACAAAAUGAUGAGCCCGUUCCUCACGCAGCGUACUAAGAGCAAGUUCUUAUUUGCCAGCCCAGCCAAAUCAGCAGAGACCCUCUUCAGAUAUAUCGCACCAGAGCAAGUCCCUGUCCAAUUCGGAGGCCUCUUCAAGGAGGAUGAUCCUGAGUUCACCACCUCUGAUGCUGUUACCGAGCUCACAAUCAAAGCUUCGUCGAAAGAAACCGUUGAGAUUCCUGCCUCUGAGAACUCCACGAUUGUAUGGGAGCUUCGAGUGCUUGGAUGGGAGGUAAGCUAUGGGGCAGAGUUCACUCCUGAUGCCGAGGGUGGAUACACGGUCAUCGUGCAGAAAACAAGGAAGGUGCCUGCAAAUGAGGAACCAAUCAUGAAAGGCAGCUUCAAGGUUGGUGAGCCUGGAAAGAUUGUGCUGACGAUCAACAAUGCUGCAUCAAAGAAGAAGAAGCUCCUCUACAGAUCCAAGGUCAAGAGCACCAGUGAGUCCAUCUGAGGUUGCAGGCUUGCAGCUGCCUUGGGUCCCUGCAGUUCAUGAUCACCAGAUUCAUCACAACGCCAGUCGAACUUAUUCCCUGAUAGAAAAGAAACCUUUCGGUUUUGGUUCUUUAAUUUAUUGGUUUUGCUGUUUUGGUUCACAUUUUGUAUUUGUUUAAUUAAAAACCAAAGUGAGCUUGUUUUGUGAUAAUUGAAGGAGAGGGUUGAUAUGAUAUAAUGACAUCGUGAUGGUUGUUGAGGGCAGAGGACAAAAAUUGAGGAAGGACUGAAGAAUAUCUGCUGCUCUGUAUAUCUGUCUGUACAUUGCAUCUCUGGAUUCUCAUGGACCUGUUAAAUUUAGAAGUACUUGUCAUCAUUCACCAAUCCAUGUUACCCAAUAUAUUGUCUUAAUUUC